Molecule: messenger RNA, 1341 nt
Organism: Colossoma macropomum (tambaqui)
Lineage: Eukaryota; Metazoa; Chordata; Actinopteri; Characiformes; Serrasalmidae
Gene: cimap1b
Product: outer dense fiber of sperm tails 3B
Exons: 7
Coding region: 102-875 (257 amino acids)
Cellular component (GO): cytoskeleton
Source: RefSeq, a predicted model, not a curated record
AACAAGUGGACAAUCACAGCUGAGCGUUUGAUCCACUGCACGUGCUCUCCUCGAGGGCCCCGAGCUGCACAGUGUUCUGAACCGAGAGCAACAGAACAAGUAUGUCAACUGAGGAAGUCUGGGUGGGUGCCUGGAGGCCCCACAGGCCGAGGGGUCCAAUUGCUGCAAUGUACAGCAGCCCAGGGCCCAAAUAUGCGCUUCCAGGAGUUACAGGUUUAAAUUAUCAUGACCCACGGAAGUGGAAAGCUCCAGCAUUCAGUUUUGGCACGCGCCAUAGGCAGUUCAGCUCCAGCUGUUCACCAGGACCUGGCUACCUUGUUCCCUCUAAUAUUACAAGAGCUGGACGGGACGGAACCCCAGCUUAUUCACUGUACAGUAGACCCAAAGACCCUCUACUUUUCCAGACCCCUGGACCAGGGAGAUAUUCCCCUGAGAAAGCAGGGACAAUGACCUAUUAUUCCGCCCCUGCAUAUUCACUGUCAGCUAGAAGCAAAGAGUUUCGCAAUGACCAGACACCAGGGCCUGCUGCUUAUAUGCUGCCUUCAGUGCUAGGACCAAACACUGUGAAUAAAUCAUCUGCCCCGAACUUUUCCCUCACCGGCCGUAGCAAGAUAGGCAGCUUCCAUGAGGACCUGCAGAAGACUCCAGGUCCAGGGACAUACAGAAGUGUGGAUCCAGCUGUGUACAGACACAAGCCUCCUCAGUAUAGCAUGACUGGCCGCAACAACAUGCCUGGUGACACAACCAAGAAACCAGGACCUGGAGCUCAUCAUCCAGAGCAGGUGACCUUCACACAACUCAAAGCUCCCAGCUUCUCCUUCGGUGUCCGCCACUCUGAGUUCAUUGCACCACUGAUUGUGAACAUCACCGAUUAACUCAGCCUUUUCCCUAAUCUCAUAAUAAAGAGUGCUCUGUUAUGCAGUGAAGACUGUUACUAAAAAAUUCUCAGUACUGCUAUUAAAGUAUGUAAAGCCUUCAACAAGAGAAGCCACAGCAAGGCAGCUUUAUCACCUGAACUGAGCCAAAGCAGUUAUGCUGAGAGUGAGACUUGAAAUCCUGACAGAGGUUGUUGACAAACUUAGAAAAUGUUUUAAAUGGUGUGAAGAUUAGACUGCAGAUGAUACCCACCAAAUUAUGAAUCCAGUAUUCUAGUAGAACAGAACUGACCAUGUCUAGAGCACUUUGUCAGGAUGAGGAAUUUGAAGAAUAGAAACACAAAUUAAACUUACCCUAGUCCAACAACAGAAUCAGCUGUUGUCCUUAAAAUUCAGACUGUUCUUCAACAAACAGUGAAAAAUAUAUAUAUAUCAGGCAUAAAAUUGUGUCCUUGUUUCUACGCUC